GACCGUUUCGGAAUAAUUAAUGACGUCGAGCUGUAAACACGACUGACGCUCAGCUGCGUGGUCGAAGCAUCCUCAGACCAGGAGCCAGAGACCUCUCAAGGUUCCAGUGUCAAUCCCCGACAGAAGCACAGAAAGACACCGACGACACAGCCGCACUUCACAGCGACUCUCAUAUGCGGUCUCCAAAACCCAGACGACGGUGCUGCAUCUGUCCUACCAAGUGCCAUGGCUAGAAAGACGGACAUCCCCCCCUCCUCGUACUAUGGUGAGCCACGCAAGUUUGACCCAAACUUCAGAGGACCUGUCCAUGAGAGGAGCUGCACUGAUGUGGUUUGCUGUGUUGUCUUCGUCAUUGUCAUCCUUGGCUACAUCGCUCUGGGCACCGUGGCCUGGAUCCAUGGUGACCCCAGGAAGGUUGUCUACCCGACUGACAGCCAUGGUCAGUUCUGUGGCCAGAAGAACACGCCCAAUGCAAACAAAGCCAUAUUAUUCUACUUUAACAUGUUGAAAUGUGCCAAUCCUGCAGUUUUAAUUAACCUCCAGUGCCCUACAACCCAGCUCUGUGUCUCUAAGUGCCCUGACAGAUUUGCUACUCUCCUGGAUGCAUGGAAUACCAAAAACUGGGAAUAUUACAAGCAGUUCUGCAAGCCAAGUUUCACAGUUGGAAGUAAGUCAGCGGUGGAAGUCAUACGAGAUGAAGACUGCCCGUCCAUGAUUGUGCCAAGCAGACCUUUCCUUCAGCGGUGCUUCCCAGAUUUUAUUACAAGAAAUGGAAUUUUAACUGUAGCUAAUCAGACCAUCUUCAAAGACGGGGACAAUAACAAGAGAAGUGUCAGAGACCUUAAAGAUGCUGCCAAAGGCAUCGCCAGCCUGCUUAAUGCCAAAGAAGUUGGCAUGAAGAUUGUUGAGGAUUAUGCAAAUUCCUGGCGCUGGAUCCUAAUGGGUUUGGUGAUAACCAUGGCAAUCAGUCUGCUCUUCAUCCUACUGCUGCGCUACACUGCUUGUGUGCUCCUGUGGCUCAUUGUGUUUGGUCUCCUCACUGCCGUUGGUUAUGGUAUCUGGCACUGCCACUGGGAGUAUAGGUCUCUGAGCAGGAAACCAGGUGCAAAUGUCACCAUCUCUGACAUUGGCUUUCACACAGACUUCAGUGUUUACCUUCAUCUCAGCCAGACGUGGCUCAUUUUCAUGAUCAUACUGUCAGUGGUUGAGGCCUCCAUUGUGAUAAUACUGAUAUCUCUAAGGACAAGGCUGCGGAUCGCUGUUGCGUUACUAAAGGAGGGAAGCAAGGCCAUUGGCUACAUCAUGUCCACUCUGUUCUACCCAGUCUUCACCUUUCUCCUGCUGGCCAUCUGCAUCGCUUAUUGGGCUGUAACAGCAGUCUUCUUAUCGUCAUCUGGUCAUGCAGUCUAUAAAGUCACACCUAUUGAUGAUAAGUGCAUGUAUGCCAACCUCACAUGCAGUCCAAAGACCUUCAAUCAGACCAACAUCACCAAAGUGUGCCCUGGGUCACAGUGCAUGUUCGCCUUCUACGGCGGGGAGAGUGUAUACCACCGCUACAUCUUAGUCCUCCAUCUGUGUAACUUGUUCGUGUUCCUCUGGUUGGUCAACUUCGUCAACGCCUUGGGCCAGUGCACACUGGCCGGGGCCUUUGCUUCCUAUUACUGGGCCCUGAAGAAGCCUAACGACAUCCCUGCCUGCCCCCUCUUUACCUCAUUCAGUAGAGCCAUACGUUAUCACACAGGUUCCCUGGCCUUCGGUUCUCUGAUUGUAGCUGUGGUGCAGAUGGUCCGAGUUGCUCUUGAGUACCUGGAUCACAAACUGAAAGGUUCACAAAAUUCCUGUGCUCAGUUCUUGCUCUGCUGCCUCAAAUGCUGCUUCUGGUGCCUGGAGCGUUUCAUAAGGUUUAUAAACAGAAAUGCAUACAUUAUGAUGGCAAUAUAUGGGAAGAACUUCUGCACCUCUUCAAAGGACGCUUUCUUCCUGUUGAUGAGGAAUGUGAUUCGUGUGGCUGUCCUCGACAAGGUGACAGACUUUCUGCUCUUCUUAGGAAAGCUGCUCAUCACAGGAAGUGUUGGUGCUUUGGCAUUUUGCUUCUUCACACGUAAAAUACCAGCGAUUCAAGAGGAGGUGCCGUCGCUAAAUUAUUACUGGGUACCCAUCGUGACGUUGAUAUUUGGAUCUUACAUGAUUGCACAUGGCUUCUUCAAUGUGUAUGCAAUGUGUGUGGACACGCUGUUCCUGUGCUUUUGUGAAGACCUGGAGAGGAAUGAUGGUUCUUCCUCCAGGCCCUACUACAUGCCACCUGGCUUGCACAAGAUCCUGCGCAAAGGAGAAGAAGGUGCCAAAUCCCGCACUGGCUCCUGAGCAAUGUGCAGCCAUUUUACUCAUCUAUUGACUCUCUCUCGCACACUUCCCCAAAUGAACUAAAAUGCGCAGGGGUCUAGAUGUUUGAGAGCAAGUGUAGGGCUAAACAUCAAAACUGGAUGCAUCCCUGCCUGGUCCCGGGUGACCUGGACAUGAAAGGACAGGCUUUUACAACAAUUCCUCACAGAAAAGGCAUCGGGGAUUAGAAAAAGGCAUCCGAUUACUUCCUCUCUCAAGCCAACUCAGAUUCUUGCCCUUUCCUUUCCUGCUUUUUUCUUUUCUGAAUUUUCUGCUGACCUCUGCCUUAUUGAGAGGGUACUUGUCAACUUAAAGGACGGAUGCACAGACUGAGAAAACAAUGAUAAUAAACAUGAGCAUUUUUACCGAAACAAACAGGAGGACCUUAAAAAUGUACAGAUGCCACAGAUGAACUAUGGCAUGAAGCAUCACCAUUAAAAGAAAGAGGUGGUGGACUCGCGGUCACUCUUGUCGCACUUCAGUCUUCUAGUGUAAACUCAUGUUUUGUAUGCACUUUCACAUGUGGGAAAAGAACCAUGUGAUUUACUUUUUCUGCCUGACAUGAUUGUUUUGCUGGCUGUUGACGUUUACCAUUGUUGUUUUUUUUUUGUUUUUUUUUUCGAUCCACUGUAUUUAUACUAACACAAAACACACAAAUCCAAAAUGGUGUGUCUACUGCACUUGGAAAAACAGGUUUCUCCUCUUCUUCUCUUAAAAAGGUCACAAUCAUUUCAAAGUUUCCAUUAUGCUCAUAGACGUACUGUAGACCAGACGGAGAAUUCGGGGAGGUCAAGACUUUAAAAAGAUAUUUUAUGGUUUUCACUUCAAAUCUGAACUGAACCUGAGAGUUUUCAGGAAACUUCUGAAUGCAGCCACUAGUUAAUGUGCCUAGUUGUGGGAAAAAAAAAGAAAAAAAAAAAGAGAAAUUGUUCCUCUUAUUCUGUUGUUUUAGAUUUAACACCAGGAACCUUUGCGAUACAAUUUAUAAAAGGAUGUCAAAGCCAUUUUUGGUAAUUUUUUUAUUGGAUGGUUCAGAUGUAGUGCUGUUUUAAUACUAAGUGUAAUACACACAUCUGUCUGGAGGCUAUUCAGUGUUCUUUUUGUAUAGGGGACUUUUUUUAAUCAAUGAAAUCCAAUGACAAUGUGAAUCAUUUUUUUGAAUAAACAUAAAUGGUUGGAG
Messenger RNA from Solea senegalensis (Senegalese sole), 3562 nucleotides. RefSeq names its product solute carrier family 44 member 5b (gene slc44a5b). NCBI's taxonomy places the organism in Eukaryota, Metazoa, Chordata, Actinopteri, Pleuronectiformes, Soleidae. The record is from RefSeq and is a predicted model, not a curated record. The transcript is spliced from 22 exons. Gene Ontology annotation, biological process: transmembrane transport. Gene Ontology annotation, cellular component: membrane. Bases 226 to 2364 code for a protein of 712 amino acids. Gene Ontology annotation, molecular function: transmembrane transporter activity.